Molecule: messenger RNA, 2228 nt
Organism: Perca fluviatilis (European perch)
Lineage: Eukaryota; Metazoa; Chordata; Actinopteri; Perciformes; Percidae
Product: tripartite motif-containing protein 16-like
Exons: 3
Coding region: 545-2173 (542 amino acids)
Molecular function (GO): zinc ion binding
Source: RefSeq, a predicted model, not a curated record
AAACAAGUGUUGCUGCGUUCCUUAUACCAUACUUUCUCUUCGGGACAUAAAACUCUGAGAUAAAAUCGCAGCUUGAACUUUGAGCCUCUUGCUCAGAUAUGCUGCACAGAGGAUUGUGGGUCAGAAAAGCACGCUGGCUCGUAUACUGCAAAAUGCAACCGGGUGCAUCAGGACACAUUUUAGGCAUUCUGCAUUUGACAUUAUAUGUAUUGGGAUAUACUAUAUCUUUCCGUGUCAUACUAAUGGUAGUAUGGGCAUUGCAACACACCCAGUCUCUCUCUCAAAGCGCUCCUCUUCCAGGAAUGAAGCAGAACUUGAUAACCCCUCCCUCCUCUUCCUCUCAAACACAGCCAGCUCCACUUGUGCACAUAUUUCCUUGUUCCCUCCCCUUCAGAGCUACAGUUUGCAGAUGGGUGUAACCAACAUGCUGGGGGAAGUACAACAGCGUAUCACCUGUUAUUACAUCAGAGCUCAGACUAGAUUCAUUUCUCAGGAAGUGAGACUCAGACAGUCAGACAGUCGUAGUCACUGAGCGAGAGGUGAAAUGGCGCAGAAAGGAGUUCAGCUGGACCGGGAAACCUUCUCUUGUUCCAUCUGUCUAGAUCUACUGAAGGAUCCGGUGGCUAUUCCCUGUGGACACAGCUACUGCAUGAACUGUAUUAAAAGCCACUGGGAUGAAGAGGAUUAUAAGUACAACUACAGCUGCCCUGAGUGCAGGAAGACGUUCACACCGAGGCCUGUACUGGUGAAAAACACCAUGUUAGCAGCUUUAGUGGAGGAGCUGAAGAAGACUGGACUCCAAGCUGCUCCUGCUGAUCACUGCUAUGCUGGAGCUGAAGAUGUGGCCUGUGAUGUCUGCACCGGGAGAAAACUCAAAGCCAUCAAGUCCUGUCUGCAAUGUCUGGCUUCUUUCUGUGAGAAACACCUUCAGCUUCAUUACGAAUCAGCUCCAUUCAAGAAACACAAGCUGGUGGAGCCGUCCAAGAAGCUCCAGGAGAACGUCUGCUCUCGUCAUGAUGAGGUAAUGAAGAUUUUCUGCCGUACUGAUCAACAGCUUAUCUGUUAUCUCUGCUUAAUGGACAAACAUAAAGGCCACGAUACAGUCUCGGCUGCAGAAGAAAGGAUUGAGAGGCAGAAAAAGCUCGAGGGGAGUCGACAGACCAUCCAGCAGAGAAUCCAGGACAGAGAGAAAGAUGUGAAGCUGCUUCAACAGCAGGCGGAGGCCAUCGAUCGCGCCGCCGAUAAAGCAGUGGAGGACAGCGAGAAGAUCUUCACCGAGCUGAUCCGUCUCCUGGAGAAAAGAAGCUCUGAUGUGAAGCAGCAGGUCAGAUCCCAGCAGAAAAGGGAAGAGAGUCGAGUCAGAGAGCUUCAGGAGAAGCUGGAGCAGGAGAUCACUGAGCUGAAGAGGGAAGACGCUGAGCUGAAGAAGCUCUCACACACAGAGGAUCACAGCCAGUUUCUACACAACUACCCCUCACUGUCACCACUCAGCCAAUCAGCAUCCAGCAUCCAUAUCCGUCCUCUGAGCUGCUUUGAGGACGUGACAGCGGCCGUGUCAGAAGUCAGAGAUAAACUACAGGACGUCCUGAGAGAGGAGUGGACAAACGUCUCACUGACAGGGACUGAAGUGGACGUUUUACUGCCACAACCAGAGCCCAAGACCAGAGCUGGAUUCUUAAAAUAUUCACGUGACAUCACACUGGAUCCAAACACAGCAAACACACAGCUGUUAUUAUCUGAGGGGAACAGGAAAGCAACAUUCAUGAGUCAACAACAGUCUUAUUCUAGUCACCCAGACAGAUUCACUGGCUGGUACCAGGUCCUGAGUAGAGAGAGUCUGACUGGACGUUGUUACUGGGAGGUGGAGAGGAGAGGAGGAGUUUAUGUAGCAGUCGCAUACAAGAAUAUCAGCAGAGCAGGGAGGUCGGAGGAAUGUGGAUUUGGACGAAAUGACAAAUCUUGGGCGUUAGAUUGUGACAACAACAAAUAUACAUUUUGGUCCAACAAAGUCCAAACUCCCGUCUCAGGUCCUGGGUCCUCCAGAGUAGGAGUGUACCUGGAUCACAGUGCAGAGUCCAGAGGUGGUGGCUUCUGUGGGGAAACUGAGCUACAACCAGCUGGUGGAGAAAAUCAUCGACUACAAACACUCAGCAGACAGCAGCCGAGUCAGUGAAGGUCUGGUAGCAGAGCAGUUCCUAGAGUCCACAGCGACCCAGCUCUCCUAUCAG